UUUCAAGACUGCUGAUACAAACUGCUUUAGUUAACUCUUAGACACCUACCAAGAUGGACUUUUUGAAUCGUGUUGUGAUAGUAACUGGUGCAAGUGCUGGAAUUGGGGCAGAUACAGCUAUAUUGUUCGCUCAGCAUUCAGCCAAAUUAGUUGUAGUCGGCAGAAACGUUGCAGCUUUGGAGGAAAUUGCUCGCAAGUGUCAAGAAAGCAGAGGUAUUAAGCCAUUGGUCAUCAAGACCGAACUGACCAGAGAUGAAGAUGUCAAAAACAUUAUUACAGAAACUAUUAAAGUUUUCGGUCGGAUCGAUGUUUUGAUAAACAACGCUGGUAUGGCGAUAACAGCAGACAUCACUGAUGGAAUCGAACACUUUGAUAAAGUUAUGAGCAUAAACAUCCGAGCACCAUACCUUCUAACGGGUUUGGCCAUACCGUACCUCUUAAAGUCUAAAGGAAACAUUGUAAACGUGUCUAGUAUUGGCGGUAUGAAACCUAUUGGUGAUGUAAAGUUUUUGGCGUACGACAUGUCAAAGGCUGCGAUGGACAAUUUUACUAAACACUUGGCUUUGCAGCUUGGACCACAGGGGGUGCGUGUGAAUUCUGUUAAUCCCGGUAUAACUAAAACGGGAUUCGUGAAAACAGCUGGCUUUGAAAAUCCUGAAGAAAUAUUUAAAUCACGUGAAUCAACGCUACCGCUUCGCAAGAUGUGUCAAAGCGAGGAAGUUGCUGAUCUAAUUCUGUAUGUAGCUAGUGAUCGAGCUCGCAGCAUAACUGGCAGUUGUAUUGUCAUUGAUAACGGAGAAAUUCUCUUGUAAUUUUUUUCUACAAAAAAAAUGUAUU
Molecule: messenger RNA, 837 nt
Organism: Aricia agestis (brown argus)
Lineage: Eukaryota; Metazoa; Arthropoda; Insecta; Lepidoptera; Lycaenidae
Exons: 1
Coding region: 54-812 (252 amino acids)
Source: RefSeq, a predicted model, not a curated record